GCUGCUUUUUUGCCCCCCUCAGUUUUAGCUUCGAUUUUCUGCUUCAUCAAAUUACCCUCGUUUUGGACCGCCUCUCCUGCAGGAGAAGAGAGGCUUGCCAAACCAGGGAGGAUGAAGGUCAGCUGGGCCCAGCUAGGUCUGGUUUUCUUCCUCCUGCUGUCCCUCAUCAUGACAGGAUGUUUCCUGUGGCAGUACCACCUUCCAAAGCUAGAACUGGAUGAAAGUAUGGGCGGUAGAGCCCACGCAGAGAGCAUGUGUCCUCGCUUUCCUGAGCCCGUCCCCCUGCAGCACCCCGUCCCAAGUGUCAAGGAGGCACUAGAGAAGGUAGACUUACUCCUGCGACGCAGCAUUCACUCCAAAAGUCUCCCAACCUUGUCGGCCAUUGUUGUUUACAAUGAUACAGUGCUGUGGACAGGGAACUUUGGGAAAAGAAAUGGAAGUGACCCCAGCUCUUCCCCGCCCAACGAGUACACCAUCUACAGGAUAGCCAGUCUUUCGAAGAUCUUCCCCACACUGAUGCUGUAUAAGCUGUGGGAGGAGGGGAAGGUGGGGUCCUUAGAUGAUCCGCUGGAGAAGUACGUGGAGAACUUCACCAUCAAGAACCCCCUGGGCAGGUCGCACCAAUCAGAGCUGAAGUACGUGACGGACGGGCUGAUCUUCCUGGACAGCGGCGAGGCCCAGAUCCGCUCCUCAUCCGUCACCUUGCGCAGGAUGGCGAGUCAGCUCUCCGGAUUGCCCAGAAGGCUUAGGGCCACUAACCUUCUAUGGAAGGGAAAAACCCAGGCAGCCAUCGGUCUUCUGCAGGAUGAUGUACUUGUGGCAGAUCCAGGCACCAAGUGCCACUACAGUAACCUGGCCUUCUCCCUCCUGGCUCAUGUCCUGGGUGAGAAGGUGCUGGGCCUGGACUACCAGCGCUGGAUUUCUGACAACAUCCUGGACAGGCUGGGGAUGGAGGACUCUGGCUUCGACAUCACCCCCGGGAUACAGAGCCAGAUGGCGGUGGGCGUCUAUGCCAGUGGGAAGCCGGCGCCGCUCUACGACCUGGGCUGGUACCGGCCCUCUGGACAGAUGUUCUCUACGGCCGCCGAUCUGGCCAAGUUGGCCAUGGUGCUGCUGGGCGCCUACCACCGCAAGCUCCUGGAGCCGGACACCGUCAAGACCAUGCUGACGCCCCUCUUCCGCUGCGAGAAGGACUACUUUGCCAACCGCACGGGCACCCCCUGGGAGGUCAACGAGCAGCUGGGGUACGAGGUGCUGCGCAAGGACGGCGACCUGGACGGCUACUCGGCCUCCUUCUCCCUGGUGCCCCGCAUGAAGCUGGGCCUGGUGGUGCUAAUGGCCGGCACCAGGCCGCAGGGCCAGGACAUCGUGGCCAAGGCCUACAGCCACAUCAUCCCCGCCAUGGAGAGGGCCUUCCGGGAUGCUCGGCGUAUCCUCGUCCCUCCGCCCAACCCCGCCCCCUAUGUGGGCUUCUAUACCUAUGGCAACAUCACCUUCUACGAGAUCAAAGCUGGGCUGGACGGAGCCCUGGUCAUGCAGCAGUUUGGGCCCCAGAUCGAGGAUCUCAUCCCCGAGAGAUACAGAACCAUAAAGCUGAACUUCUUGGAGGAUCGGGUCUUCAGAGUGGUUUUUGAGAAGGAGUACCCAUGUGUCUUAAGGGUCGGUACUGCCUCUGUGUCCCUGGAAGCCCAGGAUGGGCAGCUCUUUAACUUUUAUGUUUUGGACAAGAAGGGCGUGUCACCCGGCUUCGAUGCACCAGGGCUGAACACAUAUAACGUGGUGCGGAUCGCCACCAAGCCCGACUUCUCAAACUAAACCCCCUUCCUAGGGACCAGGGUUGUAAGGUCUAUAUACAACGCAGGCCAACAGGUAUAUCUGACAGCUGGUGAAACCUUAUGAACUGGCAGGUUGAUCCAAAGGGAGAACCAAAUACCAGGGUACAAGCGCCAGGAUAAGAAGAAAGCUCAAUGACACAGAAGUUGCGGUGGGUGGAAUCCAUGUGACUUUUAUUUAUUUCGUUUUUCAACCUGUCAGAUAUUCCUCCUCAUGACCAUCGUGAUUAGGUUGUCACAUGUUUGUUGCACAUUUUCAAUGGCAUUCCUUGAUUCCUUUUGUCUGCCAGACCCUGUGGUUUUUACCAUAAUAUCUGGGGUCCAUUGGCAUAUUGCACAGGUUGCUGCUGAGAGACUGUGAGGAUUAGUGUGUGCCUGGAGUUUGGCUGCAGGGUGGACUGUCCGGUUGUGUCUUGCCUGUCCAGUGGAAGGAGGCUGAGAGGAUAUGGAUAGAUGUCCAUAAAAUGCUCAUAUCUUCUGUUGUCAAGCCAACACGCAACGGGUGCCUGUGUCCGUCUUAGACUGUCACAAUCAAGUAAAUGGAGCAGAAAAUAACCUGAGUGUAUGGCUUUCCUGAUCCUAAUUCUGUCCAGUGAUAUGAAUCUUCUUUCUGCUUUAAGGCAUGUAUUUGCCAAGCAAGGGGAAAUGAGGAUUGUAUGACUAUUUUGUAUUUGCGUGAGCGAGAACGAGAGAGCUAUCCUGCUUCUUGCCAUUUCAGCCCAAAUAUGUAUCCCGCAAUGCACUUCCAUAAAUCUUGUCAAAUUGCAUUGUCAGUGUCUGCAUGAUUUCUGUGCUUUG
Molecule: messenger RNA, 2630 nt
Organism: Anguilla anguilla (European eel)
Lineage: Eukaryota; Metazoa; Chordata; Actinopteri; Anguilliformes; Anguillidae
Gene: lactbl1b
Product: lactamase, beta-like 1b
Exons: 7
Coding region: 112-1815 (567 amino acids)
Source: RefSeq, a predicted model, not a curated record